Acanthoscelides obtectus is the source of this 514-nucleotide messenger RNA. The record is from the annotation of a GenBank genome assembly. Lineage: Eukaryota; Metazoa; Arthropoda; Insecta; Coleoptera; Chrysomelidae.
GUGCAGAAUGGCAGCGAAAAGAAGAAAGUUUUUCGAAGAUUACGUUAAGUUUGGAAUUACCUUCAGAGAGAAAGACGAGUUGCAAUUGCCUCAGUGUGUGAUAUGUAUGAAACAUUUAAUUAAUGAUAGCAUGAGGCCCCAUCGCCUUGAAAGGCGUUUGAAGCAGCAACAUCCUACUCUGGUUUUGAAGACGAAAGAGCUUUUUUCUUAUAAAGCAGAAUCACUCAAGCGGAUGAGACUGGAUAAAUCGGGAAGUUAUCACACAGCUUCAUUUGAAAUAGGUUUUAUGAUAGCAAAGCAAAAGAAACCUCAUACUAUCAGUGAAGAAUUAAUAAAACCAUGUAUCUAAAAUCCACGCAAAUGAUUUUAGAAGAAGAUGCAGAGCAAAAAAUGAAUUCUAUUUCUCUUUCCAAUAACACAGUCAAGCGUAGAAUCAAUGACAUUGCAGCAGAUAUAAAGACAUAAAUAAUUAACAAAGUAAAAUUAUCGCCAUUUUUUGCCAUUAGUUGCGAUG